This is a messenger RNA of Synchiropus splendidus (mandarinfish), 2200 nucleotides long. It is a transcript of the gene c1qtnf13, whose product is annotated as C1q and TNF related 13. The coding region runs from base 99 to 1169 and encodes 356 amino acids. Gene Ontology annotation, molecular function: protein binding. The record is from RefSeq and is a predicted model, not a curated record. Lineage: Eukaryota; Metazoa; Chordata; Actinopteri; Syngnathiformes; Callionymidae. The transcript is spliced from 2 exons.
GUGGAGGUGGACAUUUGCUGAGAGGAAGUCUGGCUGGGAAUAUUUUUUUUCAAACAAAAAAAAAGGACAGAAGAUUUGGAUUGCUUUUUCAAAGGAUUAUGGGUGGGAGCGGCGCAUACCUUCUGGCCUGUAUUAGCCUCGUGAUGACUUUCUCUGCCUCAGUCCGGUCUCUUCAUCCCCCUCAGGCAGUGCCAGGUCUCGGAUCAGCAUUUUCGGCAACUCGAACCCACAGUAUGGUGGGAGGAAACCAGAGGGUCAUGACCUUUGACCGACUCCUUGUCAACAUUGGAGGAGAUUUUAAUCCCGACACUGGUUACUUCCGCUGUCGCAUCCCAGGGACGUACUAUUUCUCCUUCUCCGCUGGGAAAUUUCCAAAGAAACUCCUAUCUGUCAUUCUGGUGAAGAACGGGCAGGAGGUCCAAGCCAUGGCCUAUGAUGAUAACAGAAAGAAGGGCAGGAAAGUUGAAAGUCAAAGUUUAAUGGUCAGCCUGAGAGAAAAGGACACUGUGUGGCUACUGCUUCAGCAGAGCCCUAAAUACGCUUUAUACAGCAACGUGGGUCCUUACAUCACCUUUUCCGGUUACCUUGUUUAUCCCGACUCACCUUCAAACGGCUUCAUCAGCAACCAUCUGACUCCAUCAGGACUUUCCUUCCCCAACUGUCCGCCCUCAAGUCAAGCUGGGUUGAGGGGUCACACGUUAGGUCAACCAAGGUCGGCCUUCUCGAUGGCUCGCACUUCCACAUGCAUAGGCCAGACCAGCAAACGGCCCCAGAGGCCACCUCUGACCUUUGACGUGGAGUACGUCAACAUCGGAAACCAUUUCAACACAUCCUCAGGUAUCUUCACCUGCAGGUACCCAGGAGUUUACUUCUUCGCCUUCACCAUUGGGAAACAUCCCCGUAAGGCUGUUUCAGUGAAGCUGAUGACUGGGAAGGGCGAAGUCCAGGCCAUGGUGUUUGACGAAGACAUGUCCAAGCGAAGAGAGAUGCAGAGUCAGAGUUUGCUACUGUCCCUCCAGCAAGGGGAGCGUGUCUGGCUCUACAGCCAGCAGGACGAACGCUACGCAGUGUACAGCAACCAGGGCAGGUACACAACCUUCUCUGGCUUCUUGGUGUAUCCUGAAGAUGACCAGUACUUUUCCAGGAACCUGGACAGAACUCAUGUGUGAGACUGUUGUUGCUUCUAAUGCCACAUUAAGUAUUGUAUAUCUGUUCUCUUGAUCCUGGUUGGAUACAGUUACCUUCAAAAAAUCAACCCAUUUUGAUGACAUAAAUUUACAUUUUUAAGGUAGGAUUCUUCAGAAAUCAGGCUCUUCCUCAUUUCAUUUUAUUGAAAAACAAAUAUGAAAAAAAUGAAAUGCCUCGUGCAUUGUGUCAAAAAAACUGGAAAGAUUAUUUAUUACCGGUAAUAUACGCACAUACUUUUUGCAACUAGACAGACCCUCUAGAGAGCACAUGCUUCUGGCAAACCUCACAUUUCCACCCGCAUUAUGUUUUCACCCGGUAUUAUGGCUCUAGAUGAAUCUUAUCCGACAGUUGUUAAAAUAUCACGGACUCCGUUAAGCUCUAUUAGACAGCAGGUGGCAAUAGCGUCCCAAUGAUCCCACAGCACGAGGACAUACGGUAGAAGAAGUCAUGCAGCAGCGAAACCAUUGUAGUGAAUUAGCAAAACAUUGAACAAAAUCCUGUUGACACUAAAGAAUGCCACGAAAAUAUCAUCAUAUGUAAGUCAGUCCAUUGUUUGGUCUCGUUAAUAUAUUUUCAUUUUGUUUGUUGAGUCAUUCAAACAAAUUGAAGCAAGUGAAGCUACAGUAUUAUGUAUAUUCUUUUUGUUAGUCAGAUAAGCGUAUGAAAACAUUAUUAUAAAUAAAAAAAAAUACUCGUGUAUUUGCGUCAAAUCGUGCCACAUGGUAGCGCUGUUCUGUGAUUACUGUAAACUCACACAGAAGUGCUCUAAGGCUCAUGCAUUAUUCGCAGCGGUUUUGUUAAAAUAAUCGUGAUCAUAGAGAGGAAACUUUGUGUCAUAAUGUACUAAUAAGAAAUGCCUUCAUUUUAUUGUAGAGAAGUAAAAUGCUUUUUUGAAUAAUGUGUCAUGUAUUUCUUACAAAAUGUCUAGUCCAACAUGGCAUCUCUGUCUUGUAGUAUUUUUUCAUCAUGACUCUUGAAUCAUGAAUAUAAAACAUGCAUUCAUACCACUGAC